Xenopus tropicalis (tropical clawed frog) is the source of this 1739-nucleotide messenger RNA. Its product is annotated as olfactomedin. The coding region runs from base 21 to 1418 and encodes 465 amino acids. The transcript is spliced from 5 exons. NCBI's taxonomy places the organism in Eukaryota, Metazoa, Chordata, Amphibia, Anura, Pipidae. Gene Ontology annotation, cellular component: extracellular region. The record is from RefSeq and is a predicted model, not a curated record.
AGCAGCACAAUUCAGCAAAGAUGUAUUUCUGUAUCCUGACCCUCUUCCUACUGCACACUGCUGCCGGCUUUGUGACCAAAAAUGCUUCAGGUAUUCUCACUGGAAAGGAUCACUGUGUCUGUGAGAUUGUCCUACCAGACAGUACUUUCCCAGCCCAGAGGGUAGCAUCUUUAGAAGAUGAGACUCAGCGGCUAGGUAACCGGGUGGAAGAUGAAAUGCAAAAGCUAGACGAGCAAGAAAUCAGAUUAGACUCAUACCUGGAAAGGCUCAUUAACCUAACCUGGCGACUGGAACGUCUAGAGAAAAUGCGCCCAGAUGCCCUUGUGGAAAUCAACUUCGAUCUUCUCAGAAAGGAGUUACAGGACAUGGAACGAUUUGUUAAUGCACUAAAGGCCACGCUUAAAGGAAACAGCACUCAUGUUGAAAAUCUAUAUACAGAGGUGAAAAAUAUCUCAAAAAUUGUUGGGCAACUAGAAACCAUGGACAAAAACAAUGUCAUCAAAGCUCAAAGGGACAUGGAAAUUUUAAAGAAGAAGCUUCUGGACUGUGAAAAGAACCUCAAAGCCAUUAAGAUGCCGGUCACUAUACCACUUGGAUCAUGCCAGCAUCAUGGCUUAGCUCGCAUUGGCAAACCAAACAUUAUUCAAGUCAAUUGGAAAGGUAUUGGUUACAAGUCUGGAGCUUGGGGUAAAGAUGCAGCUUGGAACACCACCAGGAAAUUCAUGUACUGGGUCGCACCACUGAAUACCGACGGUCGUAUAUUGGAGUCUGUGCGAGUCUUUUCAAAUCUGUAUGACAUGCAAUUGAACAGAAGUGCAGUGAAUGUACCUCUUGCUGUGUUUAUAAAAAACAAGUGGAACUACACCAUUGCUGGCCAAGGUUCUGGAAUGGUUGUCCAUAAUUAUCAUUUGUACUUCAACUGUUAUAAUAGUAGAGAUAUGUGUAGGAUCAAUUUAAGCAGCUUUGUGACCCAACGCAAAACCCUUUUAAAUGCAGUGUUCAACAACCGAUACUCCUACGCUGGUGCCAGCUACCAGGAUAUGGACUUUGCUUCAGAUGAGAGGGGUUUGUGGGUCUUAUAUACCACAGAAGAAAAUGCCGGCAAGCUUGUAAUAGGCAAGGUUAAUGUUGCUACCUUCAAUAUAGAUAUCAGUUGGCCCACCUCCCAGUACAAACCUGAGGUUAGCAAUGCCUUUAUGAUCUGUGGGGUUCUAUAUGCUACACGCUCCAUCAGCCCAAAGCAAGAGGAGAUCUUCUACACAUUCGAUACUAAGACAGGAAAGGAAUUACGAAUUAGCAUUAUUAUGGAUAAAAUAUCAGAAAAAGUGCAAAGUCUAAGUUACAACUCCAAUGACCGUAAGCUCUACAUGUAUACUGAGGGUGUUUUAGUGAGCUAUGAUGUUGCUUUAAAGCCUUAAGGUGACUUCUCCGCCUACAGUUUUACCAUUACUUAGUAUAUCAAGUAAUUGGCACGCAAAUUAUUUCCUUGGUCCUCAUCACAAAAUCAAAUUAUAUAUAAAUUAGCAAAAUGUAGCAUACCUGCUCAGAUAAAUGUAUAAUAAUAAGGAACUCAGUCCCUGCCUAUCUAUCUACUGUAUAUAUAUAACAACAUAAUCAGGAGAGGGCACUCACCACCAAAACAAAAGAUGCCUGGGUGCCGGGUAAGGUAGCCACCAUGUAGAGAAACAAAGGACUCAGCACUCACAGGAUUUGCAGAAAAUUUUUUAAAAAUUCUUUAA